Schistosoma rodhaini is the source of this 222-nucleotide messenger RNA. The record is from the annotation of a GenBank genome assembly. NCBI's taxonomy places the organism in Eukaryota, Metazoa, Platyhelminthes, Trematoda, Strigeidida, Schistosomatidae.
AUGAACAUUGGUUUGAUGUCUACUGUAUUAUCAAUAUCUAAGACUUUGGUAGCAUCAAAGAAAUGUUUAGGAAUUCCAUUUAAAGCAUUUCCAUUGUCAAUGCCCUGUAGAUUAUUUGCGCAUGGUAUACCAUUAACCAAAACAAUGAUCGAAGAUCGAGUAAUGCUCGUGUUAAGACUCUACGAUAAAAUCGACCCGUACAAAGUUGGUUUAAUUCAAUGA